Molecule: messenger RNA, 2037 nt
Organism: Trichomonas vaginalis G3
Lineage: Eukaryota; Parabasalia; Trichomonadida; Trichomonadidae
Exons: 1
Coding region: 1-2037 (678 amino acids)
Biological process (GO): nucleocytoplasmic transport; activation of GTPase activity
Cellular component (GO): perinuclear region of cytoplasm; nucleus; cytosol
Molecular function (GO): small GTPase binding; GTPase activator activity
Source: RefSeq, a predicted model, not a curated record
AUGAUCGAAAAUUCGUCCGAUUUCGAAGAAAAAGAAGUCGAGACGAAGGAAAAUCAGCAAGAAGAAUCUCCACAAUCUUUAAUUCCCAAAAUGCAAUUAUCAGAAGAUGAAGUUCGCAAAAUAUUCAACGCAAAAUGCGACGAUUUUGGAAUUUUCGCUACCAACCAAUUAUUCGAUCGUUUUCUUCAAAACCAAGUUAGGAAAUCAUUUUCUAAAAUAUUUGAGAUGAAUAGUUGUUCUUUAGGACCAAAAGCUGCUUCUGCAGUAGCAAAAGUUGUUUUUGCCCAUCCUCAUAUCAAACUCUUAUCAAUUAAUGGUAACUCAAUUGGAAACAAAGGUGUAUUACAGAUCGCAGAGUUGAUUUAUCGUUCUCAUACUUUGAUAUCUGUUGAUGUUUCUUCAAAUUCAAUUGGUGAUUCCGGAGCAAAAGCUGUUUUCAUGGCAAUGAAAUCUAAUAAGACUAUUGUGUCUCUUUCAAUUGGUUCUUCAACUGGCGUUUCAAGAAAUUCUCUUGGAAGUUCAUCAGCUGCUGAACUUUCUUCUUUAUUAAAAGAAAACCAUGUGCUCUCUGAUCUCGACAUAAAUAUGUGCGAAAUUACUCAAGAUACAAUUUCCACAAUUGCAACUGGUUUGAAGUUUAAUCAUACAUUGCAAGUCUUAAAUCUCGGUAAUAACAACAUAUGUUCAAAGGGUUGUCGCAAAUUACUUCAUGCCAUUAUGAAUUCUCAAAUUACUACACUUAAUAUUUCGAAUAAUCAUAUUAAAGACGAUACGGCACCAAUAUUUGUUCAAUACUUUACUAAAAACGAUAAAAUCAGAUCGUUAAAUAUAGCAGGAAACCAUUUUACAAAAGUUUUUACAAAAGCCAUCGCACAAACUUUCGCGGAUUGCUCCCAGAUUACAGACCUAAACAUGUCACAUAAUCCUCUUGGUAGCCAAGGCAUUGACGAGUUCGGAGUUGCAAUUGCAAAUAAUCAUUAUCUCCAAAACCUUAAUAUAUCAAUGUGCCAGAUUGAUUCCAUCAAUUUCCAGAGUUUUUGUAACAAACUCGAGAAGAAUUCGUCAAUUUUGAACUUAAAUCUUUCCCAUAAUCCAAUUGGAGACCAAGGAGCUGUAAUGCUUUGUAAUGUUAUUAAAAAGCAUCCAACAUUAGUAGAUAUUGAUUUAGAACUUUGUGAAAUCACAGAUGUCGGUGGAGAUCAGUUGAUUCCUUGUUUUGAAGUUUCUCAAACAAUUCAAAGAGUUUCCGUUAAAAAUAAUCUUGUUAGAAACGGAAAAAUUCUUGUUGAUGUCACUCAGAACAAUCCACGUUUGAUUUAUUUUAAUAUCGAAUACAAUGAUAUAGAUUUCAAGUAUUAUAAUCAAACCAACAAGAAUAUUCAGUCCAAUUAUAAUCAUUGGCGUGGAAAACGUAAAGAAAAACUGAAAAAUCAGGUAAAUAAAACAUCAGAUGUUGAAUUUUCACUUUAUGCAACGAGAGAUAACAUUGUUAAUGAAAGAAAUGAAAUUGUAAGCCACCACUCUACAAUUGAAGAACUUAAAGUCAAAUGUGACGAAUUGAAAAUUACAAAAGAGGCCAGUUUGAAAGAUUUAGGCGAAAAAUUAGAAUUUGUGACCAAAGAAGCAUCACAACAGAUGGAAAGAAUCCAUGAUAUCAGACAAGAAAUGGAUUUCAGAAAAGAAGAAUUUGAAAAAGAUAUUGAAAUGUUACAACACAAGAAAUCAGUAGAAUUAGAUAACUUUAGACGUGAUACAUCAGCUCUCAGUGGCUUAGAAAGUAGAAUUGCUGAUACAAGACAAAAGGUUUAUUCUGAUAUGCAAGAAUUGAAUAACAGAGUUAUUGGAGCACGCCAGAAAUAUCAGGAUGCAGUUCAGUUAAUGAUUGAAGCUUGGCAAGCCGCCAGACAAGCUGCUGCAAAGAAUCAGCCUGAGAAACCCGAAAAUGAAAGCCAAAAGAGAAAAAAGAGUUCAAGAAGAAAGAAAAUGUCCAAUGCUGAAACUAAUCCGGACUCAAAUCGAACAGAAGGUUCGAAAUAA